AUGAAUUCCCGACCAUUGCCACCGCCCGCACUUUCAAUUAAUAAUAAGGACAUUCAGUUUCUUGAACAGGAAACGACUACACUUCUUGUAAAAAACUUACCCAAUUUAUGCGAAUCAGACCUACUUGAUUUCCUAAAGCAUUUUGGUCCACAGGAAAUUCGUCUUGGAACUUCAAAUCCGUUGAAAAAUUCGGCAUUCUUGGAUUAUCCAGAUCGUUUAUCAGCAGCGAACGCAUUUUCUAAGAUACAAGAAUUAGGAGAUGUAGUAGGAAAAAAAGUUCGUGUAGAAUAUGCAUUGCCAAGUAAAGAGGCUUUGCAAAAAAAGGGUAAUUCUAAAGUCGCAGGAAAUUCUAGUGAUAAUACUAAUGAAAAUAGGCAGGAUGAUUCUGGAUCAUUUCAAACACUUCCGCCACCCCCUCCGUUUCCGCCGCCACCAAGUUUCAUUGCUGAACCAAUUGCACCUUCAUUAGGGAUUAAUUAUCCAGCACCUCCUUCACUUCAUUAUCGUUAUCCCCCUCCAACUGUAGAAAUUUUAUAUAAUAUCAUGAAUGCUAUUGCGGCUGUGCCUAAAUUAUAUACUCAAGUUUUGCAUCUAAUGAAUAAAAUGAAUUUACCACCACCAUUUGGACCUAUAUUACCAGAAUCAAUACCAGCCUUACUUCAAACUGAUACCGAAGGAA
Messenger RNA from Funneliformis caledonium, 679 nucleotides. NCBI's taxonomy places the organism in Eukaryota, Fungi, Glomeromycota, Glomeromycetes, Glomerales, Glomeraceae. The record is from the annotation of a GenBank genome assembly.